AUGUUCGGCCUACGGAUUUUGGGGCUAUUUGCCUUGCUGGCUCCUUUAAUUUCGGGUGCUCCAAAUGACAAGCUGAGGGAAUGCUGCGAAGUAUUGCCGGGGGUCGAUCCGGGAUGUGCGAGGAAAUAUUGCGAUUUCCAUAAUGUCAACAGUUUGAUGGUAGUCCCCUUCAUCACAGAAUGUGGCCCAAAAGGCAGUACAGCUGGCCAGGUCUGGAAGUGUCUCUCUUCGAAACACGACCACACCGAAUGCUGUAGACGCCAGGGCGUUCUGCCGUUCUGUGUUCCAUUCUGCAAAGCCGACACGGCCGUCCCGACCGAUCUGCCGAAAUACGCGAUCUGCAUCAACGAGUUCGAGAAGUACAGAAAGUGCUUCCGGACGUAUAUUCAACAUAAUGGGGCCUAUCACGAGAAUUAUGAUUAC
Mesorhabditis spiculigera is the source of this 423-nucleotide messenger RNA. The record is from the annotation of a GenBank genome assembly. NCBI's taxonomy places the organism in Eukaryota, Metazoa, Nematoda, Chromadorea, Rhabditida, Rhabditidae.